AUGCCGCUCGCUCUUGGCCGGUCGACACGUGCGCACUCACUGGCAACAUGAAGUCGCUACGACUUCAGUCGGUCGCUCGGUCCCUCUAAAUAAAGGCAGGAUAGGCGAAAUUUCGUGUACAGAAUUUUUAAUCACAAAAACAAUACUUGUGACGUAUUAACAAUAGAUUACGACAGCGGAUACAGUUUUUUUUAAUGAGAAUUGGAUAAGUACAUGUGAAGUGUAAAAUAAUGUUGAUUUUCCUAGUGCAGUUUAUGGUAUAAACUUGAUGGUGUCUAAAUUGUGAGAAUCGUCAGCAAAGAGUUUACCGUGAGAAUGGAUGUUUGAAUCGGAAAGUUUAGGUUUCGUAAAUAAAUACAAAAUGUUGGCAGUUAAAAACUUUUUCAUGCCUGAGAAAAGGGUGGACUCUCCCAGAUUCUCCCGUAUGCCCGAAGCACUUAUGAGAUCUAUUCGACGUCGCUCUUUGAGGGUUAAGAGGACGAAAUCUUUGGUUCUUGUUAACGAGAAGAGGAAAUCUGAUUCAUUCGUGAAUAGUCAAGAAUGGACAGCGGCACGCGGAGUAACAGAAUUGCGUGUUGGGGUCUUAGGAUCCCCAGAUAGUGGCAAAUCGGCCCUAGUACAUCGAUAUUUAACUGGGGCGUAUAUGCAAGAAGAAAGUCCGGAAGCGGAAUCCGAUGGAAAACUAUGUGGCAGAUUUAAGAAAGAAGUAAUAAUCGACGGCCACAGCUAUCUCUUGCUUAUCAGGGACGAAGGUGGACCUCCAGAAAUGCAGUUCACAGCCUGGGUGGAUGCCGUGAUAUUUGUGUUCAGCUUAGAAAACGAAGUUAGCUAUAACACAGUUUCAAAUUAUUUCAACAAGAUGUCUCACUAUCGAAACUCGGCAGAAAUUCCCAUCAUAUUAGUUGGAACCCAAGAUGCCAUAAGUGAAAGUAGUCCGCGUGUUGUCGACGAUAAUCGCGCUCGCAAGUUAUCUAACGAACUCCGAAGGUGUUCGUACUACGAGACAUGUGCCACAUAUGGUUUAAAUGUCGAACGUGUUUUUCAAGACGCAUGUCAAAAGAUUGUUGGAACAAGAUUGUCGGCUUCGUCACAGUGUCUGUCUGGUGGCUCUAGGCCGGUCACACCACAGCCGCUGGCGAAUUCACCAAACCAUAACCAUUCCACAUUCCUAUAUAAGGACUCUCUUCCUCGCAGUCAUCACACCUUAUCAGCAUCAUCACAUCACUUGCACAGGGGCGCAUCAUCAUUUGAUGCAUCCUCCAACAGCAGUGGCAUAUCUUCAACACAUGUUGUAGAAAUCCACAGCACAAAUGGUUCAGACACUUCAUCUAGAUGGGGGAACUCAUUGGGAAGCCAUGGUUCAUCAUCGGGUCUAGUUUCCAUAGCAACAGAAAAUAAUAAUGUCAAGUUCACAGCACCACAUUGUUUGGACAAUCUCCAGGCAAAGGAUUCAAAGGACCUGCCGACUCCAUCUUCCACACCAACAACUUCACGGAAAUCCAGACGGAGAUCCAAUCUCUUUACACCCUCGAAGAAGGGUGAAGAUCGAUUGAAAAAUGGCGAGCUCGGUUCCGGAAGGGCGAUACCUCUGAAGCAGGGCUAUUUGUACAAAAAGAGUAGUAAAGCCUUAAACAAGGAGUGGAAGAAAAAAUAUGUGACAUUGUGUGAUGAUGGACGGUUGACAUAUCAUCCCAGUUUACAUGAUUAUAUGGAAGAUGUAAAUGGAAAAGAAAUAGCACUACAGUAUGUGACAGUCAAAGUGCCGGGACAGAAGCCUAGAGGAUCCAAGUCAAUAAUCACAACAGUCCCAGGGUAUAAUGGUUACACAAGCAUUGAUAUACAUGAUAGCAUUGGUGGAUUAUCUCUUGGCUAUAAAGAAAAGCCCACACGUGCGACAGAUAAGGCUCUCAUGUCAGCUUUUGAAGCUAUGAAGGAACCUGCAUCGAGUCGACAGUCACUUGCAUCGGAAGUAGAUAUAGCCACAAAUGGGACGGAUAAGGAUACACCACAUGUUAAAAAACGACAUAGGAGAAUGAAGAGUAGUGGUGUUAAAAAAGAUGGAGAAGAAGAGGGUGAGAGCGCAACAUCGUGCGAGUUCACGAUAGUGAGCCUGGACGGCAAGCGGUGGCGGUGGGAGGUGUGCAGCGGGGCGAGCGCCGCCGCCGCCGCCGCCGAGCGCGACGCCUGGGUCGCCGCCGUCGAGGCGCAGAUACUCGCCUCGCUGCAGGGACGGACAUCAAGGCAGCCAGCGCCGACGGGUGCUAAUUCGACGGGGGAUGUGCGAGCGACCUACUACAUACGGAGGGUGAAGGGAAACGAUAAGUGCUGUGAUUGCGGAGCGCCGGAUCCUGACUGGGCCAGUCUCAAUUUGGGAGUAUUAAUAUGCAUAGAAUGUUCGGGAAUACAUAGGAAUCUAGGGUCACACAUAUCAAGAGUUCGCUCGCUCGAUUUAGAUGAAUGGCCGCUCGGUCAUGUCAGCGUAAUGGUAUCUAUAGGGAAUGCGUUGGCCAACUCCAUAUGGGAGGCAGAUUUGAGAGGACACAUCAAGCCCAUUGCGGCUAGCAGUAGAGAAGACAAGGAGAGGUGGAUACGCAUGAAGUACGAGCGGCGGUCGUUCCUGUCGAGCGCGGAGGCGGGCGGCGGCACGGGCGAGGCGCUGAAGACGGCGGCGGCGCGCGGCGCCAUGCCGGCCCUCGCGCGCAUGCUCGCCGCCGCGCCGCCGCGCGCGCCCUCGCCCGUCGAGCGCUCGCUGGCGCUGCGGGCCGCCGCCGCCGCUGGACACCUCGCCGCUGCGCAGCUGCUCAUUUGGCACAACGGCAACCCGAACUUCCCGGACGCGGACGGGCACACGUGCGUGUUCUACGCGCGAGCGGCCGCCAACCACUUGUCCGGCAUACCGGUGCAGUACCCCAAGAACCUGCAGCUGACCUGCCCGCUGCACCCCAGCCCGCCGCCCGGCUCCAACAACUCCACCAGCUCCGGCUCCAGCACCAAGAGCAAAACCCCGGAGCUGGAGUGCAACUGCAUCAUAUUCGAGCUCCUCAACGCGCAGAGCGCCGCUAACGCGCUGGUCGAUGUCCUACUCGCGUUACAAAACAACCAAUUCAUUAACAACGGGUACGACGUCGCGGUCGGCGGAUUCGCCACCUUGGGCCGCCCCUCCCUAGCGCCCAAUCUGUCCUUAACCAACGGCAAAUGCGGGAGCAUUGUGUGAAUUUAUUAAAUAUACGCUUAGUGUAUGUGUGUUUUCACUUUGAAACGGUUAUUGUGAUCGUUCUGGAUAGCGAGCACAUAGAUAUAGAGGGUAUAUGUAAAAGUGUAUCACGUUUGAUGGAUUUUUAGAUUUCAUGUGACGUAGUUACCAAAUCACGAAAUAUACACCUAUAGUGCUAAUAAGUUAAGCUAUGAUUGUAUUAUAAUUUAUUGAUUGUAUAUUUGAUUCUACUUAACUGAAAGUCGGCGAUUAAACAUUAAAAUUUAUAUCAGAGCAAAAGAAAUUAAAACGUAAAUUACACGUGUAUUUAUUGUUGAAAUAUAAUUGCAAUAUUGCGGCGUAUUUUAAUUAAGAAAAUUAAGAAA
Messenger RNA from Zerene cesonia (dogface butterfly), 3579 nucleotides. RefSeq names its product centaurin-gamma-1A (gene CenG1A). The record is from RefSeq and is a predicted model, not a curated record. Gene Ontology annotation, molecular function: CoA-transferase activity; GTPase activator activity; GTPase activity. Gene Ontology annotation, cellular component: nucleus. Lineage: Eukaryota; Metazoa; Arthropoda; Insecta; Lepidoptera; Pieridae. The coding region runs from base 320 to 3214 and encodes 964 amino acids. The transcript is spliced from 16 exons.